This is a messenger RNA of Haliotis rufescens (red abalone), 4687 nucleotides long. RefSeq names its product bone morphogenetic protein 1-like. The record is from RefSeq and is a predicted model, not a curated record. Gene Ontology annotation, cellular component: plasma membrane. The coding region runs from base 103 to 2661 and encodes 852 amino acids. The transcript is spliced from 17 exons. Lineage: Eukaryota; Metazoa; Mollusca; Gastropoda; Lepetellida; Haliotidae. Gene Ontology annotation, molecular function: protein binding.
GAUCAGUUUGCAACUGUAUUUGAAUUCACGGGAAGGCACGGCAGGAGUGUACCAUUGGACAAGGUGUACUGGGUCUGGAUACUAAUAACAUACCAACUGAAAAUGUACAGAUUUGAAAACAAAUUUGUGGUCUGGACUAACAUCCUCCUUGUAUGUCUUUCCAUUGGAUACGUAUCAGCGAACAACUGUGAUGUGAUUGUGUCCAGCCGUCACGGCAAUUCCAAAAAUGGAACAUUCCAUUCUCCAAAGUCCAAAAUUACCGGUAAUUACCCCAGCAAUUCACACUGUAUCUACAAGUUCAUUGGAUGGGCUACAGAAAGAGUGAAAAUCCGGUUCACUAAGUUCGAGUUACAAGGGAGAGCACCUGCGUGUGACCAUGACUACUUGGACAUCUACACACAAAUAAAGAGUGAACGGGAAACAUUGAAUCUCCUAGAUGCUCAGCUGGCUGGUCGCUUCUGUGGAGAUUUACUUGGGAGUUUACAAAACUUAAUUGUGUCUACCAAAAAUUUCAUCGUCCUCUCCUUCUAUACAGACGCUACAAAGGAGCAUACAGGCUUCACAGGAUACUAUGAGUUCUUUGAUGCUUCAGUAUAUGAUAUAGGAACAGAGGCGCCACCAGCCAUGUGCGGCUACACCAUCCGCAGCGAGAACAGGAAGACGGGUUUCAUCAUGUCCCCUACAUUCCCGGGCAUGUAUGCAGACAACAUGUUCUGCUACUACAAGCUGCAGGGCAAGGCCGGGGAGAGGAUCAAACUCCACUUCAUCGAGUUCUCCCUCUACCAUGGAGAGGAAUACUGUCCAUACGAUUACGUGAAAAUCUAUGAUGGCUAUACAAAUGAUGCCCCUGUGAUUGGCACGUUCUGCGGCAACUAUGACAAUAGCACAAUCCUUUACUCUUCUGGAGAAGCACUGCACAUAGAGUUUCUUACAAGUCAAGGGAGAGUGUUAUUUGACAAGCAGCCUCUUGAAAACAGUGGUGAUUUAACAGUGCCAAGAAAAGGAUUUAACAUAACAUAUAACUUCAGUGAUCAGAUUGUCAAGUUAGACUUUAUCCUACCUGAUGCAGAACACUUAAUAGGAACAGAAUGUGACCAACGAAUAAUGAGUAAGCAAGAGACCAAUGGCACAAUAAAGUCCCCCAAUUAUCCGGCCUCCUUCCCUCAAAACAUCACCUGUCGGUACUACCUGGAUGGCCUUAUGGACAGACAGCAUCUGGAGAAAGCUAGGAUAUUAUUCUUCGACUUCGACAUACCAGGGAAUAUGCCUUAUUGUGCACUCGGAUACGUUGGUCUGAAUGAGGAUAGUCGCCUGAAGGAUGGAACCGUGAAGGAGAAAUUCUGCGGGACACUGCGACCCCCACCUCUGACGAGUCAAGGUCCCCGUCUAGUCCUGACCCUGGACACUCGAGGGGCUGUCCAAGGCGGGCGCUUCAUGUCCAAGUACAAGUUUAUUACAGAUUAUUCAAUCCCAGGGACCCAGAUCUCAGAGGAUUAUGCAAUCCCAGGGACUCCCAUCUCAGAAGGCCAGUGCAAGUUCUUGUAUGAUGACACCAGUGGCCAGUCUGGGACAUUCAAUACACCGCGUCACCCUGGCAACUACCCGACCGAUCUCACCUGUGAAUACAUCUUCCGCCCUGGCCAUGACGUCUUCGUUCUUAUAUCAUUCGAUACAUUUGAUCUAGAUGCAAGACAACCGAACCAGCUGGGGUGCCUGGGAAGAGACUACCUGGAGAUUUAUGAAGAGGGAUAUACCAAAAAUAACUUCUCCCUUGUGGAGAGGCAUUGUGGCACAAUAGCUCCUGGCCCUUUUACGUCGUCAAGGGUGGUGAAGAUUGUCUUCCAUUCCAACAAAUCCAUUACCAAGAUGGGCUUCAAGGCCAGAUACUACUUCCAAACAAAGGAGGAGAUAUAUGGAAAAUGUGGAAAGCAUGUAAUAAACAGUCAGGGAUCAGGAGGAAUAAUAAAAAGUCCUGACUAUCCUCGAAAAUACAAGGCAAAGACGUUUUGUCAGUGGACGAUUAGAGCCAGUAAACCCACAAAUAAAAUACUCAUAGAAACAGCUACCUUUGUGUUAGAAGGAAAGAUGGACCAAACGGGCUGCCAAAAUUCUGUGAUGAGAAUAUACAGUGAUAUCAACUCUGUGCAGCCUGCCGAGGUGCUGUGUGGCCAGAUGGGCACUAAUAUAGCUUUCCUCUCUUCGGGGGACACUUUUAGAAUAACAUUUGUGACAUCACUUCGGUCACUUGGUGGUAAAGGAUUCAAGUUAUCAUGGACAGAAGUCAAUGAAGAUGAUACCUGCUUUGGUUUUAAGUGUGCUAAAAACAACUAUUGCAUAUCGUCUGAAUUAAAGUGCAAUGAAUUACCCAACUGUGGCCGAGGUGAUGAGUCGGACGAGACAGCCGAAUGUCCAACUACAGCCGGGGUACAGAUUCUUCACAUAGCCAUAGGGACGUCCAUAUCUUCAUUUUUCUGUAUCAUCCUUUUAAUAUGUGGAUUUUACCACCGACGGAAAUUUCGCUCAGAAAGGACUCCUCCUGAUCAUGAUCAUGUAGAAGUAAGAUAUGUGUCUGCUCCGACAGGGUGCAACACAACAGACAGACUCCUCAUGGAGGAGAAGACUCAAGAGAGUCCUCGGUGUCAGAAGGUCUCUAUGGUAUGAUGGAGGCUCGUUCUAGUGUAUAUAGGAUUCAAAUUAUAUGUUAAACACAGGCAGCAAGCAAUUAUGUACAACUGGGCACCACCGCUUCCGUGUAUGAGUUGAUGGCGUAUGUUUGGAGUAUACUUGUGCAGUACCAUUGCAGUAUACUUGGAGUCCCCUUUGUGCACAUUAACAGUAUACUUGAACAGUAUUUUAAAGUCAUAAUUGUGGGGCAACUAAAGCUUUGUGUGGCAUGCUGUAGAAAGCCUUCAAAGAAGCGAGAUCCAUUGUCUGAAGAAAUGAUCAAGGGAGAACUAGAUUUCACCUCCCGUGGAAGAAGGAUGUGUUUCUGAUUGAAGAGCUCAUGGUACCUUUUGCAGUCCAAUGAAAUGAAAGAAAAUCAGAAAACUUUCAUUGGCAGUGUACAAAUUAGAAGAGAGUGCUUGUAGAAUACUGGAUAUGUUUUUGUUUAUUCAUACAAAAGACAGUACCUUGAAGUUUUCUUGGCACUAUCCAAUGUACUUAAUUUGCACUGUAUCAAGGCCAGCUUGUAUUGGAAUGGUUCCAUGUGGAAUGUCUAUAACAUGGACAUCAAGAACAUUAUACUACACUCAUUACAUUACAACAACCCAUUGGUUAUGGUGUUUCCACCAAACCCCCAAGUAAGUUGGCAUUGCUUAGCUUUCAUUAUUUAAUUGUGAUCUCGGCUUCUUCUACAUGAUAUUGAAUGAACAUUCUUAUAGUUUUACACAACCUGGACAUUUGACAUCAAUGUGUAUGUCCUCUAUUACAUUCAUCGGUACUUCACUCUAUGGUACGUAGGACAAACCUGUUGUCUCUGCGAUGCACAUUUGGAUUAUUUAACAAUUAUGAAUGGCUUGAUUGGCUGUAUAUUCUAUUGAAAUGCAUCCUGUUCUACAAUAAUGGAUGAAACCCACAGUUCUUACCUAAAUACAAGUGAUAAAUGACCUGAGUACUAUGAUAACCCUUGGUCCACUGAACUGAACCUCAUGAUGACAAGCACAUGAUCUCCUCGUGAAAGAAAGGUCUAUUCAUGAGUUUGUUCUUGUACUGGACUCCCUUGACAUUCAGAACAUCUCCAGGACAAUGGACUCUCUUGACAUUCAGAACAUCUCCAGGACAACUGAUAACCUGGUCCAGAAACUGAUCAUUUGUAUGUCAUCAGUAACCUAGUGCAUAUUAUAUGUACUUGCAACAGAAGUCAGUCCCAGAUGUAUUACCUACUUCAUCCGAAUGAAGACGACGAAGUCAGUCAACCCUUAAAUGGCAGUACCAUAUGACAGAAAUGACUAUGUUGGAUCUUGAAAUGUAACUUGAUGAAAGAUCUUUGGAAAGAGUAAUAUGAAGUAUUGUCACCCUGCAUGAUGGUAGGUACCAAACAGUUACCUCAUGUACAUGCUGCAAGUCUGAGUACAUACGUCAAGUAUUACCUCCACGACACACGCAUCGGAACAGUUAUCCUUCAGUUACUGUACUUCCUGUGGUGGUUGAGUUGAGACAACAAAGGAUUCAGAUGAUUACAUUGUAUACCUGGCAAUUAACAGGAGGAAGUUAAUUGUGUUUUGACAUAUUUAUGUGUACAGUUUCAAAUGUAAGGAAGAAAUGUGUACUGUCAAAAUAUCCCUACUAUUGCACUGGACAGUAUUAGUUGAUCAUUGAUGUCCAAGUGUGCAGACUUUUUUUUUGUACAUGCAUAUGUGUAAGAGAGACCCAGUGUAUGGAGUAUGGCCUAGAACAGUGCAUGGUAAUGUGUGUGCAGAUGUGUAGAAAUAUGUUGUGUAUGUACAUUAACAGUACACAGGGAACAGUAUUAUUGUUGUGCUGUCAGAGUACAUGUACAAAGGGUUUAGUUGAUCAUGACCAGUAUGCAUAGGCAGGACCCCUUUAAGAAGGCACUGAAGAAAAGGUGAACUGUGCUUGACCUAUGUAUGAUUGCCACAUGCAAUCUGGCCUAUUACUGCUUCUGGUCACGGAUUGCCUGACAUAUGUCUGAUUGUCACACGCAGUUCGGCCUAUUACUGCUUCU